CUUUCACAUAUCCAAUAUCGAAAAAGUAAGAACAUGCAAAAGAGAAAGAACAGACAGGACACGUCAAGCAAAGAGACUCGCAAGAGUAAGCCGUUGAAGCAAACUACGGUCGUAAUUCCUAGUGAACCCCGAGAUGAUUCCGAGAGGUCAAGUGAAGGGUCUGACCAAGAAGAAUGGUGGGAAGACGCUGAGGGACGAUCCCAAAAUGGUGACGAUAUGAUAGAUGACGAAGAAGAAAACGACGGUAUACCAGACUCUCCCGCGUCAAAACGACCGAAGCUUGAUCCGGAAGCGGAAGAAAAGCAGCGAAAGAAUAGAGCAGAGCAGAAAAGUCUUCUCCUCGAACGAAAAGCACAGAAACCCAAUGCAACCCUGAUACAGCAGGCAAAGAGAAUAUGGGAGAAGCUCAGGCAAAAGAAGCUUGAUGAGGGCGAACGUGAGAAACAAAUGGAGGAAUUGAUGGCACUCAUCAAAGGCAAAGUACCUGAUAUCAUCUUCAAACACGAUGCAAGUCGCAUUGUUCAGUGCGCACUGAAAUACGGAAAUCGGGCCCAACGCGAUGCAAUUGCAGCUGAACUUAAAGGACAUUAUGCUGCAGUUUCACAGAGCUCCUACGGUCGGUUUAUUAUCUCAAAGAUCCUAAACUACUGUAGCGCAGAAUAUCGCAGUCAUGUCAUCAAAGACUUCCAUGGAAAGAUCCGAAAACUCAUUCGUCACCGUGAAGCGGCCGUUGUUCUUGAGGAGGCUUACUCACAGUUUGCGAAUAGUCAACAGCGGAGUUCGCUUCUUGAAGAGUUCUAUGGACCGGAAUUUGCACUUUUCAAGAAUGGCGGCGGACGAAACAUUGAGACUCUGAUUGCAGAAAAUCCUCAUAAAAGAGCUGGGAUCGUCAAGCACCUGCGAGAGGUGCUCAACUCUGUUCUGGAAAAGGGCUUCACCAACAUCAGCCAUCUGUCUAUCGUGCACCGUGCAAUCUUAGAAUACCUUACAUAUGCAGAAGAAAAGAAUAUUGCGGAUAUGGUGGAGCUUUUGAAAGACCACCUCGUCUCCAUAUUGCACACAAGAGAAGGAGCGAGAGUUGCUCAGCGCUGCAUUCUCUAUGCCGGUCCUAAAGACCGGAAACAUAUCGUCAAGACAUUCAAGGGGUAUAUUGGAAAGGUUGCACGAGAACAAUACGGACAUACGGUUUUGUUCACAAUCUUCGACGCGGUGGACGAUACGGUCUUGAUCGAAAAGGCCAUUAUUGGGGAGCUGGUUACCGAUGGACUAGGCCCCGGUGAAGCGUUUGGGGAUUUGUUGCGAGACCGGGUUGGUAGCAAAGUUGCGCUUUAUCUAUUAUGCGGGAGGAACAGAAAGCUCCAGCCGGCAUUUGUGAUCGAUGAGCUCGAAGCUCUGGAUCCGAUACGUGCGCGAACGAGUAAGAAAGAUGAUAAAGUUCGUAGAGAACAGUUGUUGAAAGCCUUUAGCCCCCCAUUGAUCCAAACCGUGGAGCAACGGUGUGCUGAGCUGAUAAGGGAUGGAGACGGUAGCAUCGUGCUGAUGGAGACAGUGAUUCGCGCCGAAGGAGAUAAACAGUCCUUGAUCGAAGCCAUUGCCUCAUUGGCCGAAGGUCGUGAUGGUGCUAGUGGACUCGUUGACACAGAGUCCGGACCCGUCAAUGUAAUAAAGAAAAUGAAAGCCGAUGCAGUGUUGGCGAAGCAGCAAGAAGAGGGCAUUGAUCUAUCGCAGCAUGUCUUGAUCCAUCGAAAAGCGACUUCCGUCCUGAAGAAUCUUGUAGCACCUCGGAAAAAGGUCCCAAAUGGUGAAGAUGAAUAUAAGGGUUCACUGGUAUUCGCAACCGCCCUGGCCAAACGCGUGGCUCCGAACGUUGCCUACUGGCUUCGGCACUGUGCGGAAGAUCCCAAACGGACCAGUGGCACUGCAUUUGUAUUUGUUGCAUUGGUUGAGUCAGGUGGCACUGAGGCCCAACGACUAGUUAUAGAUGCUGUUCAUAGUGAAGCUGGACUGAUCGAGGAGCUGGAGCAAAAAGUGCAGGCGAACCUUGCAAAAGUAUCGUCAAGUCAGGAAGACGAAGAUGUUGCCGGGAGAAGAAAACGAAAGACGGGGAAGCCAAGCACGGAGGGACAAGGAGGGUCAAAGACAGGGAUGGAAAUCUUGUUAUUGAAAUUGCGGGAGAUGGAAAGUUAGACUUGAGCUUAUCACAUUGCUUACCUUAUCACUUAAGCUUAAUAAAUUAUCACGUGUCAUGGGCGCGGUCCGCCAUGUUGGAC
Messenger RNA from Spizellomyces punctatus DAOM BR117, 2270 nucleotides. RefSeq lists its product as uncharacterized. Gene Ontology annotation, molecular function: mRNA binding. The record is from RefSeq and is a predicted model, not a curated record. Lineage: Eukaryota; Fungi; Chytridiomycota; Chytridiomycetes; Spizellomycetales; Spizellomycetaceae. Gene Ontology annotation, cellular component: nucleolus. Gene Ontology annotation, biological process: regulation of translation. The transcript is spliced from 5 exons. The coding region runs from base 34 to 2187 and encodes 717 amino acids.